Annulohypoxylon maeteangense is the source of this 2818-nucleotide messenger RNA. RefSeq lists its product as uncharacterized. The transcript has a single exon. Lineage: Eukaryota; Fungi; Ascomycota; Sordariomycetes; Xylariales; Hypoxylaceae. The record is from RefSeq and is a predicted model, not a curated record. The coding region runs from base 640 to 2616 and encodes 658 amino acids.
UUGGCAUGGUGUUGCGCAUUCCUACUCCUCUACCGCCAACCCUGACUCAGACUUGAGUUUCGUUGGGUUUGACCGUGGCCACAUCAGCGCGCGGCCUACUCCUUUUUUCUGCGUUCGACAACCCAUCAGAAUCCAUAUCUCGCAAUUCGAUACGUGCGCCAAUCCUUGGUUCUGUCCUUUUGCCUUGGUACUAGUGACUACAUUCCUGCUAGUCUAGUUCUAGGACUGUACCUAAGGUGGACUUGGUCCAUUCAACAACGGGCAGUAGCCAGGCUAAAAAGGGUGGUCGCAUCCGCCGGCUCAGCCGAUUCCCGGUUGUACACUACGUACACCAUACUUUCUGCCUGCAGCCACAGGGAAGGAAUUAAGGGAAUUAAGCAACGAACUCUACGUUCAUUCGCCGCUACGUCAGCAUCGCCUUCCCAUUUGGCGUCGCACUUCUAACAAUAGUUCCUUCUACCCCUUUACAACUUUAGAACAGCGUUGUAAGCGUACUUUAGGUACUUUGGGUACGUCGGAAUUAUUAGUCUAGGCCUGAUCUGUCAGCGCUCCGACCACAUUCAUACAUCAUCAAGCCUCCCCCCAACGCCUCUUCGGCCUGGACCUAGACUUUCAUAUAUUGUUUUCUUCUUGUCGGGUAUGCUCAUGUUCCGCUUUUGGAGUUCAGAUUCCAGGGGAAGUGAUAAGACUCUACAAGUUGAACAACCUAUGCUUGAUUUCGGAAAACCUAUUCAACCGUGGGUGUCGUCGGAGUCUUCAGUUAUUACUACUACUACAAUUUCUUCGCCAACGACUCCGAAGCGGCGCAAGCAGAGCAACGUCGCGAUAGCGUCGCAGCCAGCUCCAGCUUCGUCCGCUCGAAAGCGGGCGAGGACAGAUGAUGAUGGUGAUGAAGGCGAUCGCGCUCAAGCGCUUAAGAAGGUAGCCUUAUCGGUAGAGAAGGGUGAAAGGGAUGUACCGCAAGCGGUGUCGCGUGAACCCGACAUGGAUCGUGCUAGAGAUAUUAUCGAGGAACAGUUCAGCCUUGAGAUACUACUCAAGCACGACGAGUUACGGUUGAUUAAUCAAGAACUUGCCAAAUGCCAGGUGGCUUUGGAGCAACUACGCAGGUGCCAUCUAAUACCGUAUCCACAGAACGUUCCCACGCCGGAACAAAUGGUGAAUAUCAUGAAUGGAUCAGGCGCAGCCUUACAACCGAAGUUAGGCGAACAGCUGCCUCAGUGGGCACCACCUUUUGGCGUUACUGAUGGCCCAUAUGCGCGGCAUUAUGCCAAGUGGCUCAUACCCGACCCCAAGUUCGACGGUAUCCAGCCCGUGACUCCCGCCCACACCGAGGCUUCGCGGUUCAGGACAUCGGUGGAUGGUAGAUCGACAAGGAAUAGUUUCACUGAGUCAAGCGCAUCUCAAGGUAGAGGACGACCCGUGAGGGGAUCUGCGGGUCAAAAGCUCCAGGCCCUAUCUAGUGGUUAUCCGCCCCCCAAAGACAAGAACAGUCCUUGCAUCUUGAAGCGAUCCGACGGAAAGACCGUGAAGCUUGUUUGCAUAGAUUGCCAUCGCGAGAAUUUCUCAAGUACACAAGGUUUUAUCAACCACUGUCGCAUAGCGCAUAAGAGGGAUUUCAAGAGCCACGAGGAAGCUGCGGUACACUGUGGUCACCCCAUCGAGGUUGCUGACUCUGGCAGCAGCAUCGUAGGAGAAGAAAAGCCGGCCAUUCAAAGCGCUCCCCCGUCCGGCCUUGUUCAUCCCUUUGUCCGAGAGAAUGCCAUGUCCGAAUCCGAGGCUUGCUUCUCUGUUGUACGUCGUAUCCAGGAGUCGAUGGAGAUGUAUCGUCGGGGACAGUUGCCUGGCGUUUCCUCGAUCCCAGGUACUACUGAGAGCUCUCAGAGAGCUCCAGUUACCGCUGCACAACAGCCGAACUUCGCUCCUUCAGCUGAUUCCCCACACCUUUCCCGCCUACUUCAAAGCAGGGGUUUCAAUGGCAACCUAAGCAAUCUCGUCAGCGAAUCCAAGACUAAGAUAGACUUAGACCAAUUCUUUUCCCCCGAGGAUGAGUCGUCAGAUGAAGUUGAUAUAGGUGGUAAUGGCAACGUUCGUGGAACCGGGAACGUGGCCCCGUCUCUUGUGCGAGUUCCCGCGAGGGCAACGAUGUCGCCCGCUCUUGCCAUCACUCGACCAGCAAGUAGCAAAGGCCACCCGCUUGUGCCAUAUGCUACACCCGUACCGACUCCUGCCCCACGAGUCACAUCAGGCCCCGAACCGGAGAUGAUCGUAGAUGACGACAUGUUGGAUGUGGAUCUGAGUCCUCAUACUGCUGUUAGCAACAAUGCGCCAUCGCUUGUUAGUGACGAUGGCGAAUAUGAUGACUCAGAAGCCGAUUCCGAGGUCGAGUCCGAUGUGAACGAUAGUAUUGGAGCACAGUCAAUCUCGGAUGUUGACGAGAUCGAUAUUGACGAUGAUCACAGCGGUACACGCUCUAUUAGACAUCACCGUGGUUCUACUGGCGCCGGGCCAGGGACGACAGUACGAUUACGUAAGGAUGAUUCCAAACACGUAACAUUUGUUAGCCCUAUCAAGGGUAACGGGAACGACCACCAGCGACGAGGAGGUCGAAGAUAGGGGCACGGAACUAAUAACUAAGUGCUUGAUGCAAUCUAUUCACAUGGGGCAGGCGGUUGGCCACCGCGAUAGUGAGGAGAGUGCCUUUUUUUUCUUAUCGUUGGACUACCGAGUUCUUUGGCGAUUACCAUUACCCUACACCUUUUAUUACGCCAUUGCCUUUAUUCAGAUUUUUACGUUCCGAGAUGUGCCCCGAGGAUGG